Molecule: messenger RNA, 1116 nt
Organism: Canariomyces notabilis
Lineage: Eukaryota; Fungi; Ascomycota; Sordariomycetes; Sordariales; Chaetomiaceae
Product: PIG-P-domain-containing protein
Exons: 1
Coding region: 1-1116 (371 amino acids)
Biological process (GO): GPI anchor biosynthetic process
Cellular component (GO): endoplasmic reticulum
Source: RefSeq, a predicted model, not a curated record
AUGACCUCAGAAGAGGACGUUGAAGAGGACCCAGCCUCUCCUCCCGACGGAUCCUGCUCCGGCGGAAACCGACCAGCCUCGCAUGGCGGCUCGUCAGAUUCGCAUCACCACGACGAUGUGGAACACGAUGAAUACUCGCACAAUUCGGCCUCAUUUUCGGGCUCUGAGGAGAAUGGAGUAGGACCAGGAGAUGACGACCGCAAUAGCAUAAUAGAAGACUUUGAAGAGGAGGAGGAGGAGGAGGAAGAAGAAGACGAAGAAGAAGACGACGACGACGAUCUCCAACCCCCACCGGGCCCUUUCUCCCAGCACGCCUUUGCACCUCCUUUUUACGGGCGGCCACCAACACCACUGCCUCCGUCACCGUCGCUGACCUCGCUCCUGCGACCGUCGCGGCCCACGACCCCGGACGCGUCCGACGACGAGCACCCGGGCGAGCCGCUCCCGCGCGCGCGGCCCAAGGUGCCUACGUACGAGUACUACGGCUUCGUGCUGUACCUGUUCAGCAGCCUGUCGUUUCUCAUCUACCUGCUCUGGAGCUACCUGCCAUCCCCCUUUCUGCACGCCCUGGGCAUCUAUUAUUAUCCCAACCGCUGGUGGUCGCUGGCCAUCCCCAGCUUCCUGGUCAUGACGCUCGUCUACAUCUACGUCGCGCUCGCGGCGUACAAUACCGAGAUUUUGACCCUGCCGCUGGAGAGUGUGGAGACUAUUGUUGAUGAGGCGGCGCAGGUGGCCGUGGUUGAUUCGAAGGGACGGAUUAAGAGGGAGAGGAGGAGGGGUGGGGUUGAGGGCCCGUCGGCGGGGCAAGCGGGGGGAGGUGGUGGGAAAGGGAUGGGGAAGGGGAGGGGCAGAGGCGGUGCCGGCGCCGGCGCCGGCGAAGAUGACCACGAAUACUACUACUACCCGAGCAAAGACGGUGGUGGGAAAGCUGGGAGGGUAGGGGGUAGAGAGCGGAAUUCGAAGGCGGGGGGAGGGCUGAAUUGGAAGGAAGUUUGGAAUGAGGGUACGGACGCUGUCAUGGAUGUGCCGCUUGCCGGGGUUUGUGAGGUCUUAUAUGCUGAGGGGAGGGAGUGGGAAAGCGAGGAAGAUGAUGAAGUGAUGAUCACAAGGUUAUAG